Molecule: messenger RNA, 1692 nt
Organism: Brugia pahangi
Lineage: Eukaryota; Metazoa; Nematoda; Chromadorea; Rhabditida; Onchocercidae
Source: the annotation of a GenBank genome assembly
AUGUUUGAAGAUGAUCCGCCACCACUGCCUCCAGCUGCAUGUAUCGAAACCUCAUGCGAUGCUACCUUUGCUGAUUUAAGCGAUCGUAAUCGGUUUACUGCUGUUGCGGAUGAUGAUUACAAUGGGAAUGAUGCACAUAUGUCAGCCGUACUUCAGACUGAAAAAGAUUCGGAAUUUGUAAAUUGCGAGAUGGCAUUGCCUCAUACUGAGUUUAUAGAAACAGGCGAAACUGCAGAUCGCGCUCAUAAUCUUGUUACAGAAACUCUACUGCAUAGCAAUUAUGAUGGAAAGCAGAACCCUUUGUCUUCGUCUUUGCGAUUUCGAUCUCCUCAGUUUGCACGAUGUUCUAAACCUCAGCAUUUAUCGCCUGAUAUUUUAGGCUGCACUGAAGAGUCGGAUUUGGUAAAGAGCUUCGUUACGGCUGAUUUUGUUAAGGUGGAUGGAGCACACGAUAUUCCAGCUUUCGAAAAAGGGAGAGAGGAAUUAAUUCCAGCAGAAAAUAUGGAAAACGAGACAAAAGACAGUUCUAAGUUGGAGAAUAUCGGUUUGAAUGGUGGAAAUGAAAAAGUUAAAGUUAUGCAAAGUACUUUGGAAAGCGAUGAAGAUGAUGAUGAGUUUGGUGACUUCGAAAAAUUCGCUAAAACGGAGAAAACUGAGGAAAAUGAAAAUGAUAAUUGGGCAAAUUUCGAAUUUUCUUCAUUGCCUGAUAUGAAAAAUAAGUCGACUGCAGAUUUUUCGUUUUCAGAACCGGAAUUGCAGUUAACCACUGAAAAUCCAUUAUUGCCGUCUCUUCUGGAAAAUUUAUGCAAUGAUCAACUGUGGACAGUAAUUGCUGUGGAUGAAGAAAGCAAUGACGAGCCGCAUGAUACUCAUGACAGCGGCAUAUACGAAACGUUAAAUGAUGCAAUAAAUACAAAAGACAAAAACAGGCCUGAUGAAAUGCUAUGGAUAGCAGUAAGCAUUAUUGAGGAGGCGCUAGCGCUGAAAUUGCAGUGGCACAAUUCACUGAUCCGCAGUUGCUUUUUAUAUUCAUUGGAUAUUGAUGUGAAUCAAACUGUUAUUCGAAACUCAGAUCUUCCAGUAUUUGCACAGCAGCUUGAAGAAAGUUCAGUUCUUGCACCAGUGUCUGUGGUAGAAAGUUGCACUAGGGUUACAUUAGCAGAUGAAAAAAAUUCGCUUCCUCAAUCAAAUUCGGCUGAGUUCUUACCUCAUGCAGAUAUCAAAAGGUCUUCAAUCGGUCAGCAGGCACCUUCAAGAUCCAUUACUGUUGAUUCGUUGGCCGUCCCACCAGUGCACUUUGACUGGAAUAAUUCCGGUCUAACAAAUCCUCUUAAAGCAGGAUCAUUAAAUGUAUCGUCUGCAUCACUAGACUUGGAUUUUUUGGUAUCCACGAGUAAUAAAGGCUUACCUGCUAAUGAUUCGCCAACCGUACAGAUGUUCUCAACAUUGCAGAAGGAUCUUACUGCGUUUGGUCUAAAUUUCCCGGAUGAUGCUGGAAACAGCAAAAGUGAAAAAGAUAUUCCAAGCAAUACACAAAUUGUAUUGGAUUACGUACUAAACAAAAAUGGUGAUAAACGAAAAUAUAAGCCAGUGAGCGAACUUUCACUUGAUGCUCGGGCUCUUCAUGACCAGUUACCGGACCUCGAUUAUAUGCUAUCCAAUGUUUUACUUUUCCCUAUCGUUGAUCGCUAG